Molecule: messenger RNA, 8186 nt
Organism: Salvelinus namaycush (lake trout)
Lineage: Eukaryota; Metazoa; Chordata; Actinopteri; Salmoniformes; Salmonidae
Product: radixin-like
Exons: 15
Coding region: 3345-5090 (581 amino acids)
Biological process (GO): regulation of cell shape; positive regulation of protein localization to early endosome; positive regulation of early endosome to late endosome transport
Cellular component (GO): microvillus; adherens junction; plasma membrane
Molecular function (GO): cell adhesion molecule binding; actin binding
Source: RefSeq, a predicted model, not a curated record
CAUGAACUGAUUAAUUAUGUGUAAGCAUUUCUUAAUGAUAUUCUCAUGCAGAUGUAAACAAAAGGUUCAGAAUGUGAUGGUUGUUUCAAAUCAAGUUGUCACAGUCACAGUGCCUCCACCCCAGAGACGAUGGGAUUUUCUUCAGCAGGGCUGUCCUUGGUCUCUAAAGCCAGCCGUAGUUGCUGCCAGAAGACCACAGUGUGCUCCCCAGCUCUGGGCCAACUCAGGUAUGUGCGUCUCUUCCCCAGCUUCCUCAUCCGGUGGUAGGGUGACAGCUGGUGGGUUGGGAUCUCCUCCAGGAACACCAGAACCAGGACGUCCUUCUGCUCAUCAAAGAGCCGGAAGCUGGCCACCUGGAUCUCCCGGGAGCACCACUCACUCUCCAGUUCGUCUUGUUCGUUCAAGCUAACCAGCGGUUUUCCUGUCAGCGCCUAUCGUUUCCCAGCCUCUCUUUCCUCAUCCUCCUGGUUUUUGACCUGUGCCUGUCCUGACCCUGUACCCGCCCGCCUGACUUCUCUGCCUGACACUGAGCCUGCCUGCCGUCCUGUACCUUUUCGCCACCUCUGGAUUACUGAACUCUGCCUGACCCUGAGACCGCAUGCUGUUCGGUACCUUUGCCUUACCCUGGAUUUUUGACCCCUGCCUGCCUUGACCUGUCUUUGCCUGUCCCUGUUGCCACAAUAAACAUUGUUUCUUCGACAGUCUGCAUCUGGGUCUUACGUUGAUUCCUGAUAGUACGAACUGGCCAUGACUGACCCAGCAGAACUGGACCAGUUACGCUACGCUAUCUCCUCCCAAGGAGCCACCAAUGGUAGGCACGAGGAGUUGCUUCACGGUAUGAUGGAGGGGUUCCAGGCCACUGCCGACUGUCACGACCAAGAAUUUGACAUUUUGUGGGAACAAGUCUAUGGGUUGCCUUCUAGGCAGCCAACCAUAUAAAGGUUAUUCUUGGUUAAAUUCACUGUCUUCCAACUGGAGAGAGGCUGAAAGGAUGAGGAGCUGAUGGUUGCAAUGAGGUUGUUGUCCAGAUGUAGCAGGACGAGGAUGGCCCUGAAACAAAUGGUCUGCCAAGGUUGUGAGUCUGUUAUGAGCCAGACCCAGCUCCUGAAGAGCUUCUAGGUGUCUAAGAGCGCAAUCAUCCACUUGAGAGAGAUUUAGGUUUGAUAGGCCUUUAAAAUCCAACUUUACGAACUUGGAAAUCUUAUUCAUGGCCAAGUCUAAAUUGCUUACUUUCCGCUGAAUAUCUAUACGUAUGACUUCAAGAUUCCUGUUAUAGCAGAGUACUUUCAUGUUAGAGGUGUUACUGAGAUUACCCCGGAUUGUGCAGUUUUUCAGGAAGUACCCACAUACUGAAUCAGCAAGAACCCAGCAAUACAUCAGGAAACAAAGAGUCUCAGCUGAGAGAAUGUAGACCCACUGCUGACCCCAAUAAUAAAGUGAAUUUAGAAUUAAUAAAUUAUUUCUGAGGACUAAGUUCUAAAAUUCUAACUGGUACUAGCAUUUACUAAUCUCCCGCUGUUUAUGAAAUACAAAAUGCUUUGAUUGCUGCUCACCCAAACAAGUAAAUCUCUGAAACAUCAAGUUAUGCCUAAUUGCUUGGUCAAGGAAAUGUCUAAACCAGUGUUUUUGAAGACACUUCUUCGUGUCUCCUUAGUGUAAUAACAGUUUGUGUCCACUAGAUUACGUAACAUGCAAAGUUAUGUGUUAGUAAAGAAGGAUCAGGGAAUGCAACAUGAAAUUCUUAACUUUUUCAAGAGCAUACCCAUUUAGGCUCACGGCAAAUAUAGCCUAACAAAACCAACUAAUGUUCAGAUCUUUACAGAGCUGAACAUUAUAAGUGUUAUAAAUUGAUCCAUAAUGUGUAACUCUCAUGUUUGAAUUCAUUGCAUUGCCUUGGAAGAUUAUUGAGUGAGGGAGAGUUAUUUGUGAGCAGUGGUGUAAAGUACUUAAGUAAAAAUACUUUAAAGUACCACUUAAGUAGUUUUUUUGGGUAUCUUUGACUACUUUUACUUCACUAGAUUCCUUAUUAAGAAGAUAUUUUACUUUUUACUCAAUACAUUUUCCUUGACACCCAAAAAUACUCGUUACAUUUUAAAUGCUUAGCAGGCCAGGAAAAUGGUUUAAUUCAUGCACUUAUAAACAAAAAAUCCCUGGUCAUCCCUACUGCCUCUGAUCUGGCAGACUCACUAAACACACAUGCUUCGUUUGUAAAUGAUGUCUGAAUGUUGGAGUGUGCCUCUGGCUUUCUGUAACUAAAAGAAAAAAGAAAAUGGUGCCGUGUGGUUUUCUUAAUAUAAGAAAUUUGAAAUGAUUUUUACUUUGACUUUGAUAAAGUAUAUUUUAGUAAUUACAUUUACUUUUGAUUCUUAAGUAUAUUUUAAACCAAAUACUUUGACUUAUACUCAAGUAGAAUUUUACUGGCUGACUUUUACUUGAGUCAUUUUCUAUUACGGUGUCUUUACUUUUACUCAAGUAUGACAAUUGGGUACUUAUCCCACCAAUGUUUCUGUGAUGCUCUGCGAAGACAAAAACUUAAUGGAAAAGGGUUCAGUGUUUUACAAAGCAGGUAUGAGAGAAGUAUUCACAGACAUUAUGGCAGACAUCCUUAUUUGUGAGAGUCCUUAUUUGAGACAAAACUGAUACCAUGUUCUUUAUGAUGUAAUAUAACUAAUAUAGAUACUGUUUCCCUUUGUGUACUGACUUUCCCCAUGUUAUUGUUCUAUUUAUCAUGCAUACUCCAUAGACUAUAUUUGAUCCACAGGUGAAAGGAAAGGAAAUGGAAUAAAUUGAGAUAGGACAUGUCGUUCUCAUAUCAAGGUGUGUGUGCGUGCAUCCUGGCUUCAGGGCAAUUCGUAGGAUUUGGUAUGUUAAUUUUCUCCCUCCAUUUAGUAUAAUAUAUUGUGUGUGUACACACAACUAUGACAGCAUGGAGUACACCCACCGACACUGUUAGAAUACUCUAUUUUAAAGUUGGGGGAGUUCUCAUCGCUGCUACUGAGCAGAGCUCGUACCCCCACAUAUUAAAUCAACCACGCCUGGCCUCGACUAGUCCGACGGCCAUAUUGAAUGUCUUCACAAAUCGCCUUACGGUGGAUCUCAAUUGCACGAUUUUCUCACUCAUGUCCGUUCUAAAAGGCUCCACGAGAAAAUUGGAGGUGACAAGGGUACAUGAAAUAUAGUCGUUUAGUUUACAGCGUGGAUAACCUGAAAGCAUUGAAUACUCGGGAUUGUGUCGGUCUUUGAAGCCGUAGUCCUUCACCAGAGGUCCUGUGAAACAGGGAAGCUAUCCAUCCUGUGACAGUUGUCUUCUCAGUUGCUGGGUGAAGGGAGGAGAGGAGAAAAACAUGCCGAAACCGAUUAAUGUGCGGGUGACCACCAUGGACGCAGAGCUGGAGUUUGCCAUCCAGCCCAACACCACUGGCAAACAGCUCUUUGACCAGGUGGUGAAGACGGUGGGGCUUCGAGAGGUCUGGUUCUUCGGACUGCAGUACGUGGACAGCAAGGGUUACAGCACGUGGCUGAAGCUUAAUAAAAAGGUGACAGCCCAGGAUGUAAAGAAGGAGAACCCUCUGCAGUUUAAGUUCCGGGCCAAGUUCUUCCCUGAGGACGUGUCUGAGGAGCUGAUCCAGGAGAUCACACAGAGACUCUUCUUCCUGCAGGUGAAAGAGGCCAUUUUGAACGAUGAGAACUACUGUCCCCCGGAGACUGCCGUGCUGCUGGCAUCCUACUCUGUCCAGGCCAAGUACACCGACUACAACAAAGACAGCCACAAGCCUGGCUACCUCACCAACGACAGACUGCUUCCACAGAGAGUCCUAGAGCAGCACAAGCUCACCAAGGAGCAGUGGGAGGACCGGAUACAGACCUGGCAUGAGGAGCACCGAGGCAUGCUCAGAGAGGACUCUAUGAUGGAGUACCUGAAGAUAGCUCAGGACCUGGAGAUGUACGGAGUCAACUACUUUGAGAUCAAGAACAAGAAGGGGACAGAGCUGUGGCUGGGAGUGGACGCCCUGGGACUCAACAUCUACGAACACGAAGACAAACUGACACCAAAGAUCGGCUUCCCUUGGAGCGAGAUCCGAAACAUCUCCUUCAACGACAAGAAGUUUGUCAUCAAACCCAUCGACAAGAAAGCUCCAGACUUUGUGUUCUACGCUCCACGGUUGCGGAUCAACAAGCGUGUCCUGGCUCUGUGUAUGGGGAACCACGAGCUGUACAUGAGGAGGAGGAAGCCUGACACCAUCGAGGUGCAGCAGAUGAAGGCCCAGGCCAGAGAGGAGAAACACCACAAACAGCAGGAGAGAGCCCAGCUGGAGAACGAGAAGAAGAAACGAGAGCAUGCAGAGAAAGAGAAGGAGAGAAUAGAGCGAGAGAAGGACGAGCUGAUGAAGAGACUGAGGCUGAUCGAGAACCAGACGAUGAGGGCCCAGGAAGAGUUGGAGGAGCAGACACGCAGGGCCCUGGAGCUGGAGCAGGAGAGGAAGAGAGCCAGGGAGGAGGCGGAGAGGCUGGAGAGGGAGAGACAGGCAGCGGAGGAGGCCAAGGCAGAGCUGGCCAGGCAGGCCGCUGACCAGAUGAAGAACCAGGAACAGCUGGCCGCUGAGCUGGGCGAGUUCACCGCCAAAAUAGCCCUGCUGGAGGAAGCCAAGAGGAAAAAGGAAGAGGAGGCCACUGAAUGGCAGCAGAAGGCCAUCUCAGCCCAGGACGACCUGGAGAAGACCAAGGAGGAGCUGAAGACUGUGAUGACGAUCCCGUCGACACCAGCGGGCGGCUCCACGGAGAGCGAGCACGAGGAGCAGGACGAGAACCACGCUGAGGACGCCGCCGAGCUCUCCCUGGAGGGCGUGAGCGCCCUGGACCUGCGCAGUGAGGAGGAGCGCGUCACCGAGGCCCAGAAGAACGAGCGUCUCAAGAAGCAGCUGCAGGUGUUGAGCUCGGAGCUGGCUGAAGCCAUAGACGAUACCAUGAAGACCCAGAAUGACAUGCUUCACGCGGAGAACGUGAAGGCCGGGAGAGACAAGUACAAGACCCUACGUCAGAUCCGCCUGGGCAACACCAAGCAGCGCAUCGACGAGUUUGAGUCCAUGUGAUCUGUUCUGGGUUCCCCCAUCCGUUCGUUGGCGACUCGCUUUUCGCCAAAACAACAGGCGCUGUCCCUCCUACACUCCCCCCUUUUCCCCGUACCCAUACCCGCAAAGGUUCCAGAGGGCACGGCCGCCACCGCCUCAAACUUUGCCAAAGCUCUGCCCGCAUCUCCAUCAGGAAUCGGGCGCAAGCAACGCUUUGCACCGUUCCGAAAGUGGUAUUCUCCUUGUAUUGCAAAGAAUGCGUCUGUGCUUUGCUUUCAAAUAUCUAAUGUGGAGACACAAGAAAAACCAAAAUGGGAAAGAUUGGAUUUUUAAGCGAACAGGGCCAUGGGAAGCUUUGUUGUUCUUGCCAGAAAGCUAGUAUGCAAUGCUUUAGUAUUACUGACUCGGUUGUCUUCAACUGAACGUAUUGAUGCUGUCUGGUACUUUCAAAACCUUUUUGCUUUUGUUCUGAUCUAUGGUUCUGACACGUUUUAUUGAAGCCCUGUUUGUUAAGUUCUCUGUUCUCAUUGUUAACUUUGAAGGUAGAUUGGUCCGAGGCUGGUAGAGGCUUGUGUUAGGGGCUCGAUCCAUUCAGUUAUGUUGUGAACAAUUUUCAAAACAUUUCAUUGUUUUAAAAGAAAUGAGCCUAUGGGUAACGGGGUUGACGUGUUAUGCUCGACCCACUGUCUUCUACCACAAAAUGGCCAAAAAGAGUGGAACAAGCUCUCCUGCUUUUACACUAUGAUUUGACGAUUAGAUAUUCAAUGUUUUCUAUUGUAGAAAAAUACAUUUAGAAAGGAAUAUUUUCACCAUAUUAAAGUGAGAGUUCAGUUGUCGUAACAGGGUUGACCUUAAUGAGAGACCAGGUUUUUUUUGUAACCUUAAAAUGAAUCACUAAUCGCAUGAAAUAAAGUCUUCAGAAAUGACUUUGUCAAAGCAACAAAAUAACUAUUGCUUAACAAUGAUGGUGAAAACCUGGAGAAACUGAUGUUAACUGGGUUAAAGUCUCCCGGGAAGUCGGAGGCGAGUGACGAAUUUUGCCACUAAGUCUUUAUUCAUAUAAAAAUCAGAUUUAUUGAAUUUACCAUGUGGUUUAUAUUAAAGGGCACUUCAUUUGAAAAGAACAGGCUUUUAAAAUGUCUAUAUUGAUUCACCAUUUCUACUUAAAAUAUCAAAGGGAUGCAAAAGGAAGUCAUUUUGUGGAACGACCCUACUAUCUAGACUCUGAGCAUCAGUGCAAAGCCACUACACCAGUCUUGAGGAGAGGUGUGAGGCUUGAUGUCAUACUGUUGUAGUGAAACACAUUUGGUCUGAGAUGAGCUGAUAGUAUGAUGGAGAUAAGCUAAAUGGUUAGGUGCGUCUGCGACAGACAUGUAGGAAGAGAGAGCGAAAGCUGUUAGUUUAGCUCCUGUGAGCUGACUCCUAAUGUUUCAUGUCCAGUCACCAUAGAUGGUUUCCUCUGCCUACCAGCUCACAAAGGCCUGGAAAAGACAGAGAUGCUUAAGUGUUGUGAGAGUGCCAGUAUUGUCUGUCUGCAUAGUAGUAACUUUUGAACAGGUAUACCAUGGUCUUUCUGGCUGGAGAGCCCAUGAAAACGUCAGUCCUCAUCGGAGAACAGAGCUCUACCUCAAUACUGUAACCAUGGUGACUGACCAAACAAACACUCGGUCUCAAAUCCCCUCCCACAGAUUGAGUUUUGACUGUGGCUUGACUAGUUCAGACUAGGAGGCGAUGUAGCUUUAUUGGUUAACAUUUCAACUGAAAUGAGUGCUAUUUUUAUGCCAGAUGUACUUUCAAGCGAUGACGCAUUGAAGUGUCACUAGUGGAGACAAUUGAUUAAAAAAUGAUAUUAAGUUUGGAGCUAGUUUUACAUGGUGGUCUCUGAGAUAUCUACCUUGUGUUACUACCUUCUGUUACUGAAGUUUCUCUGAACUGUAACUACACCUAAAUUAUACAGAAGAUCAAAGGUCACGCAAGCCAAUCCAACACCGAGGACACGGCUGUGAGUCUGUAGUGGACUGUUCUGAUACUGUGCAGUAGUAAGGUUGAGGACUGCAGUGACCCAGGCUGUGUAGACAGGGUGUCUGUCCUGUGGAGCUGGUUUGACUGGUUAUUGUUAAGUGCUGUUUGGACUCGGGACCUGCAUCUGCCGACAGCCAACUGGGGCCAGAAUAGGACCGUCAUGUUUCUCCUCUGCUGCUGGACAGAUCUGCUCACCAUUUUCUCUGCCACAGCUGUCAGCAGGAUGGAUGGAAACUCAAUGGCAGAGUGCCACCAUUUUAGGACUGUGAAGAGACAGACCAGUGCAGAUGUUAGAGGUGAAUGUGCCCCCCUAUUUAUACGCUCUCAUUAGAGGGACCCAGCCUCUUGGGGGCAAACCCCCCCCCCCCCCCCAUAUCUCAAUCUUAUAAUUCUGCAGAUUUAAAUGUUAUGUUCAGUGGGAAUAGAGAACAGGCCAAUAAAAACAUUUUCAGACUUUGAUCUUUUCUCACACAACCUUUUUACUCACUCCAAAUCAAAUUAACUCCAGCUUUGUGGAUAAAUGUUACUGGUGCGUUUUGAAUGAACCCGAGUGUUCAGUUUUUUUUAUUUGCAAUUGGAUGGAAUGUAUUAUGCUACACUAGACAGCUGGUUUAAGUUGAGAUCUUAAAGCCAGAGUUUUAAUAAAAUAAAGCACUUGUUUGGAUCCGGAGGACACUGAAGGGGCUUGACCCAAACCUGCCUUUUCGUUAACCCAGUGAGUGUCCAAAUAUAGGGGUUGUAUUUGCCAUAGCAGGUGAAAAAACUGUGCUUCCAACUUAUUUUUGUAAUGUGUUCCAAGAUCAAACUAUCUACCAGCAUGCAUCAGUAGCUCACUAGAGGUGAAAAUAAAUCCUCUACAUGCCAGCAUCCCCCAUAUUUAGGGCAGGGUGCAUUGAGUUGGGCUUUUCCCAUUGGCUGAGCCUGUUAGCCCGCUUGUGUCGCCUCCAAUGAGAGCCAGUGUCAGUGAUGCCUGUGUUGGAACCAGCUGUCACGUAUGCGGUUCAGUUUUUCCUUAUGUUCAUACUAGUGUUUCUGUAAGAUAAAGGCCCGGAUGGAGCUUAGUCCAUUGGUUUCACAAUAAAAGUUUAAAAUGAA